AUGUUAUUGGGGGAACAAAUCCAAAAGCCGGUGUGGCGACGCAUUUUAUCCCACCAGCCGCAGGACACGGUCGGCACGAACAGCGCGCCCGCGCCGGUGCAUUACACCCACACGCCUCGGUGCCAAACGGCGCCAAAAACUCGUCAGGGGGCGCGACACCCACGAACGCGGGAUAAUAAACCGCGGCGCUUGUGGGCCCACCGAUUCCCACAGACUAAACUCGGGUGUGCAAUAGUGAAACGUCAUUUGACGGUCCGCCUGGCGCUCGACGUGCACGAACAAAGGCGCGACCCAGAAUCUCGGGUUGCAGCGGUCUGGCGCCGGCCGACACAUCCCGAGAACUUGGCACCGCCAUUUGGGAAGAGG
This is a messenger RNA of Iphiclides podalirius (scarce swallowtail), 366 nucleotides long. NCBI's taxonomy places the organism in Eukaryota, Metazoa, Arthropoda, Insecta, Lepidoptera, Papilionidae. The record is from the annotation of a GenBank genome assembly.